AUGAUGUCUCGCUCUCUGAGGUGGUUCUUUUCUGUCACGCUCUCACUAGCGAGUCAUCGUCAAGGCGGUCCUACUUCUUCCCUGGCAGCAGCCUGGAGGCAUCCUCCUGCUAGUACGUUCAUCUCAUCUCGAAAAAUAACACAGUAUCACAGGUCAUUGGUGUCCAUAUCAUUGUUAUCCUUGGCACAAGUGGCUAGUAGAAUCCACCAUCGUGACCUUGCUAUAUCAUUGUUUCAUCAUCGUGAUACCAAUCAUGACUAUGGUGGUGGUGGUGGUGGUGAUUCCAAUCAUACUGAUGAUAAGAAUAAUAUAUUACAGAACAAACAGAAACUCGUCGGCCCAUUGAUCCAACCACCAAGACCCAACGGCAAUACCUAUUGGGUGAUUCCCAAUGCCUUUCUUGCUGGGGAAUAUCCAGGAGCUGCUACUCCAGAGGCGUCCCAACAAAAAUUGCGAGCCUAUUUGGAUCUUGGCGUGACUUGCUUUUUUGAUUUGACCUUUCCGGGCGAAAAACCCGAGUACGAAUCCAUUCUCAAGGAGGAGGCAGCCUUGAGGAAUCGGCAACAUAAUUCUAGCCGACCAGUGGAAUACCAUCGAUAUUCCAUUCCCGAUUUUGGGAUUCCUUCCAAUCCCAAUCUCAUGAAGGAACUUUUAGAAGACAUGAAUCAAGCCAUGAACGAACGGAACCAAACCAUUUACGUCCAUUGUCGAGGCGGCAUUGGUCGAACUGGAACCACGGUCGGUUGCUUUUUGAAGCAAUAUGGGAAUUAUGAUAAUGGGGACGAAGCACUGCAAGAACUGAAUCGAUUGUUUCAGACGUCUGGAAGAAGCCUGGAAAGUUCGUUUUCACCUGAAACUCCCGAUCAAAUUCGUUUUAUAAAGGAAUGGAACUCCAAAUGA
Molecule: messenger RNA, 900 nt
Organism: Cylindrotheca closterium
Lineage: Eukaryota; Bacillariophyta; Bacillariophyceae; Bacillariales; Bacillariaceae
Source: the annotation of a GenBank genome assembly